Molecule: messenger RNA, 3843 nt
Organism: Orussus abietinus
Lineage: Eukaryota; Metazoa; Arthropoda; Insecta; Hymenoptera; Orussidae
Product: solute carrier family 2, facilitated glucose transporter member 3
Exons: 9
Coding region: 1914-3335 (473 amino acids)
Biological process (GO): monosaccharide transmembrane transport
Cellular component (GO): membrane
Molecular function (GO): hexose transmembrane transporter activity
Source: RefSeq, a predicted model, not a curated record
ACAAUUUUCAGGGAAUUGUUGGAUUAUUGACAUUUGAAAUUCGAUAUCGCGGAUUUUUAAGCCGCGAUAUCUUCUUGAAUUCCUCGAGAGAUAAUACGCGUCCUGUGAUGUGUUGACCGACGAGCACCUGGUUAAACGAGAGUCGGGGAUUAUUUGUUCCGAUUUUAACCUAUUACAGCAUCGUAGCGGAAAUUUUAGGAUCCAUUGCACGCUUACUUUUCGUUUACACGUAUAUUGUAAGUAAAGAGUAAAUUUUAUUCCAUUCAAAUUUUAUUAGGUCGAUUAAAAAUACGGUAUCGAUAGGGACAGUCGACUGCAGCGCGUGCGACGCGAUCGAGCGAUUCGAUAAUGACAACACCUCGAUAGUCGAGGUCGAUCGAUGUCAUCGGCUGGUCAUCUCCGCAACUUCGUUACUCAUGCCCACGCGGCCCAUGUUGACGCACGUCACUCGCGCGAUUUUCUCAUCUAGAUAUAUCCCACGGUGCGUUCACCUGGGCCGUGCCUUCUCUCUCUCGCGCGCGUACUCGCCGCCAUCGCUCUUUCUCGUUCAGUCCUGUCACUCUCGAUGUGCGUGACAAGUGUGGGCAGACCUUCCCGAGUCGGCAUCCUAACCUUAUUUGUCAAAAGUUCGAUGAAGAUUCUUGAUAAAUAACGACGAGUCCUGAUAAUUCCCUUCGAAGGAGAAAACUCUCUGGGCGGAUUUAUCUGGACCUUGAACCUGGGCGUUGCGCUCUGCUUGGAGAGUGAGUAACCUAAAAAAACGGGCGAAAAAAGGCCCGGGCUGGCCAUCCGAGCUAUCGCGGCUCCGAGAUCAGCGGGCCGAGUUAUCGCGAUUAUGAAAUACUCGGUCUCGACGGAGCCGCUCGCUGACGCGUGAAAAGGGCGCAGGAGUCAGUUUUCACGCGUCACUCCGAGGAGUUACCUCCCCGGGAGCUGCGGAGAACUCGGCAAGGUCUCAGAGAGGUCUUCCGACGAGUCAGGCAGAGCAUGGUUACAGAUACCGAUGUGUCAGCGCUGUGCCUCGAGGUAUCGAGGGUUGCUACGCUGCCCAGUGGACGGAGGAAGAUCGUAAGUCCGACUCGCUGGAACGGUCAUCCAUGACUCCCUACAAACGAUAGUUUGUCCUUAUUGCCUGUCUCGGCUCGGUUGGCUCUGACUCCCCUCAACGAAUUGCGCGCAAAUUAAAUGCAAUCGACCAAUUGGCAAAGUCGAGUGAAUGUGCAUGCACCUAAAGCGUGCACAACGCCGUAUCAAAGGUUAAAACUUGUGGGCCAAUACGGUCUCCGGUCACUACUCGGUAUCAGCUGAUUUUUGGUGCAGAGCUUCGGUUUAGUUCUAGGGUUGGUAGUUCUUUAAAGCAUAUCCCAUUCAAUGAAUUUUUUUCUCCAUGUACCUCUUUCUACAUGGUAGAAAACGAGUUAAUCUUAACUGGAGUGAAUGUAUGCAGGGACACAAAGAUGGAGUAAUCAUCGGGGGUCGUGCCAUUUAACCCCAAUUUAUUUAAUUGAAUUUGUCUUGCUUUGUAGUUGGGUGACCAAUGACUCUUACUGAUUUACCCUAAUCUUAGUAAAUUCCUAUUAAUUUAACUGCCACCUCGUUUAUAUUUACUUGUCCAAUUUUUUUUUUUAACUACAUGCAAAGAACAGGAUUAGAUUACGCAUGAAACCUCUCCGUAGUUGUGAAGGAAACUACAAACCAUAAUAAUGCAUAGAUUAUCGUGAGAAUAGUUUGCAGAUGUGCCUAUGAAGUGCAGGUUUUUACACUUUCAUUCCAUCAUUUGUCCUGAGGGUUUUCCGUAUCCACAAAUAAAUGGUACCACACUAGUGUGCGUGCUAUGGACUGCCCAAGAAGCUUAAUUUUUUGCAGUGGAAACCAACAACGAAGAGCACGAGAACUCUGCAGGAUGGACUCCGAUGCUGCUCCUGGCAGGGGCAACGUGUUGUCUGGGAUCGGCCUUGCCUGCUGGAUUCAAUAUAGGAGUUAUGAAUAACCCUGCACACUUGAUGCAGGACUUCUGCAACCAAAGCUUCGAACAGCGAUACAAUGUCCACCUGACCAAAGAGGAACUCAAUGUGGUUUGGUCGAUGAUAGUGUCAAUAUUUCUUAUUGGAGGAGUGACAGGAUCGCUGGUUGCUAGCUGGAUAGCUGACAGACUCGGCAGAAGAGGGGCCCUGGGAAUUGGAAAUAUUUUGGCUAUUAUCGGAGCAAUAUGCUUUCUAGUGGUGCGAAGCUUAAAUUCAGUGGAGCUGCUUUUAGUGGGCAGAUUAUUCGUAGGAUUUUCUGGAGGCUUUGCUACAAGCCUGCUUCCAGUCUACCUUACGGAAGUUGCUCCUUUAAAACAGCGAGGAGCUGUAGGAGUACUUUGCCAGUUAGGAAUCUGCUGCGGAGUGUCAUUGGGACAGAUCACUAGUCUGGGUACGGUACUGGGCACUGAAAAAUCUUGGCAUAUCAUGUUGGCCUCUUUUGCUCCUAUCUGCAUUUUCGCUUUACUGGUGACAUUUUUUCUGCCAGAAAGCCCCAAAUACCUUUACGUAGUCAAGAAGCAAGAGACAAAAGCUCUUAAAGAAUUAAGUCGCUUGCGGAACAUGGAGACAGUGCUCCUUCGGAGUGAAGUAGCUCUCCUCCGGGAAGAGUCUCUCAUCGAGGCUGCCGUAGACCCCUGGACUAUUCAACGGGUAACAAGGGAUCCCACUUUGAAGUUGCCCCUGAUCCUGGUCUGUGCGCUACAAUUUGGCCAGCAACUCAGUGGCAUAAAUGCCGUCUUCUACUACUCUAGUUCUAUAUUUAAAAAUGCUGGUCUGGACAUCGCUGGGGCUCAGUAUGCUACCUUAGGAACCGGUGUUGUAAACAUCGGAAUGGCUCUAGUCGCAGUGCCCCUGAUGUCGGUCUUCGGCAGGAGAACUCUCUUCCUGACAAGCUGCUACACGAGCUCAGCUUGCCUCGUGGUACUGUGUACUUCGAUAGUUCUUAUAAAUUCCACACCAUUUAUGCCGUGGCUGUGUAUAGCAACAGUAUUGAUUUACGUCUUAUUAUACGGAAUUGGACUUGGUCCGAUACCUUACUUCAUUGGAUCGGAGCUGUUCGACAUUGGUCCAAGACCAAUCGCUACGUCUCUUGGAAGUGUCUUCAACUGGGGUGGAAACUUUCUGGUUGGCAUGACGUUCCCUUCCUUGCAGAACUUCGUAGGCCCCUACGCCUUCUUGCUCUUCAGUGGCAUCGUCUUACUCCUUGCUCUCUUCUCCAGGACGUAUUUACCUGAAACUCGUGGCAGGAACACGAACGAUAUAGCAUCCACCAUGACCAAAGGUCUCAAGUCUAGGCCAAACGAAAAUUGAUAUUGAUCGUCUGUCAGGAACAGUCGACAGUGCUCAAAGUUCUAUCGCAAGGUGAAGGAUGGAAAACCUAACUUAACACUGUUACUCAUUUCUGUUCAUAGCAAAAAACUACUGUUUAAGCAACUACGUACAAUGACUUCUAUCAGAAUGCGUUCUUAUUGACGUGUAAUGAGAGGUCCUCUGUGUUCACUGGUGAUACUUCCUUCAACCGUCAAUGCUUCCAUGCCAUUGUGGGAGAGAAGGAUAUUCCUACGAUGUGUGACAUUUUUACGUUAUACUCCGAUGCGUAUGAGAUUUUUAUUUUCUACGCUGCAGGAGAGCGUAACAAUUGUGCAUAAUAAACCCGUCCUUUGUACACCGGCGGUCAUGAAUGGCUUUCUCGUGUACAUGGAGCAGCCUGGUGAUGGUAACGUAAACGUAACGUAAAAAACGAGCUCGAGAACUUAUGUACUUGCGGUACCUGAGGUAUAGUAAACUGUAAAAUAAUUAAUGUAAUAAAGCAACUUAU